AUGGACACUCCUAGGACCAAAACGCCUGCACCAGCCCCUGGAAAACUAGCAACCACAUGGAGAAUUCCAAAGAAAACCAACGCACAGGAUUCCAUGCUACCUGGCACCACACACCCCCCGGCCAGGACUACUACCACACAACCAACAUCUGACACCUCCAGGAAACGAAAAUCACCAUCCGAGUUGUUCCUCGAACUAGGCUUGGACCUACCGGACCUGGACCUGUUAUCUCCACUACAUUCGCCCGUCAGCGCACCUCCGCCACCUUCCAAUGGACUUCCACCGGCCAUACAGACUCCGCCAUUCUCCCCACCCCCGAUUCCGGAACACACUGCUACACCGUUAACAGCAGAAUCACCAACGACACCAGGUCCCUCAGUGGCAGCGCCCCUGGAGUCCGAGCCCUUACCACUUUACGCCACAACAGAUUAA
This is a messenger RNA of Bemisia tabaci, 432 nucleotides long. NCBI's taxonomy places the organism in Eukaryota, Metazoa, Arthropoda, Insecta, Hemiptera, Aleyrodidae. The record is from RefSeq and is a predicted model, not a curated record.